Molecule: messenger RNA, 947 nt
Organism: Staurois parvus
Lineage: Eukaryota; Metazoa; Chordata; Amphibia; Anura; Ranidae
Source: the annotation of a GenBank genome assembly
CCAGGCCCCUGCAUUCACUAUAUCUGGUCCCCCAGGACCCUGCAUUCACUACAUCUGGUCUCCCCAGACCCUGCAUUCACUAUAUCUGGUCUCCCAGGACCCUGCAUUCACUAUAUCUGGUCUCCCAGGACCCUGCAUUCACUAUAUCUGGUCUCCCCGGACCCUGCAUUCACUAUAUCUGGUCUCCCAGGACCCUGCAUUCACUACAUCUGGUCUCCCCAGACCCUGCGUUCAUUAUAUCUGGUCUCCCAGGACCUUGCAUUCACUAUAUCUGGUCUCCUGGGACCUCGCAUUCACUAUAUCUGUUCUCCCAGGACCCUGCAUCCACUAUAUCUGGUCUCACCGGACCCUGCAUUCACUAUAUCUGGUCUCUCUGGACCCUGCAUUCACUAUAUCUGUUCUCCCCAGACCCUGCAUUCACGAUAUCUGGUUUCCCAGGAUCCUGCAUUCACUAUAUCUGGUCUCCCCGGACCCCGCAUUCACUAUAUCUGGUCUUCCAGGACCCUGAAUUCACUAUAUCUGGUCUCCCAAGACCCUGCAUUCACUAUAUCUGGUCUCCCACAGUACACAGAAUAUGGAAAUGAAAUUAUUUUAGUAAAUAUAAGCUGCUAAAUACCUUUUCUCAUUAGUAGUUAGGGCAGUCUUGUGACUUGCGCCCUAGGCGACUGCCUAGCUUGCCUAGUGGAAGCACCUGCCCUGCCUCUCUAGCAACACAGGCUGCAUGACCCCUGACCCUUGGUCCGGACAGUGCUGAUUGGCCCUCUGCUGAUCACAUGCAAUCUCCCAAGAGAAAAUAAAAAACAUUCUAGCAAUACACACCAAACUGAGCAUGUGCAGCUUGCCCUCAAGCCUCUGUUCUAUCAGCAGAUGGACUGGGGAGAGUAGAAGAAGGGGAGGAUCAGAGAUGUCAGAAUCAAGCAUUCUUUUUACAGAAUGAGGAGGAUUAA